Molecule: messenger RNA, 1545 nt
Organism: Lipotes vexillifer (Yangtze River dolphin)
Lineage: Eukaryota; Metazoa; Chordata; Mammalia; Artiodactyla; Lipotidae
Gene: C1QL1
Product: complement C1q like 1
Exons: 2
Coding region: 280-1056 (258 amino acids)
Molecular function (GO): protein binding
Source: RefSeq, a predicted model, not a curated record
CAGGAGGCGGCGGCCGCCGCGCUCAGUUCUGCCGCGCCGCGGGAGGGAAGCGCGAGGCGGGAGCCGGCGGCUGGGCUCGGCAGCGCAUCCAGCGUAGUGCGGCGCCCCGGGCCCGGCCCCAUGCCCUCAGCCCCCCCGGACCGCCCUUGAGCACGGGCGCCCUAACCGCGCCCCCUGCCCGCCGGCACCAUUGCCCCGACGGCGCGGCCUGGCGGCCCGGCGCUCCCCAGGCUCCGCGCCGGCCGGAAGACGCUCCUGGCUGCCGCCGCGGGCGUGGUGAUGCUGCUGGUGCUGGUGGUGCUCAUCCCCGUGCUGGUGAGCUCGGGCGGCCCGGAUGGCCACUACGAGAUGCUGGGCACCUGCCGCAUGGUGUGCGACCCCUACCCCGCGCGGGGCCCCGGCGCCGGCGCGCGGCCCGACGGCGGCGACGCCCUGAGCGAGCAGAGCGGCGCGCCCCCGCCCUCCACGCUGGUGCAGGGCCCCCAGGGGAAGCCGGGACGCACAGGCAAGCCGGGCCCUCCCGGGCCCCCGGGGGACCCGGGUCCUCCGGGUCCUGUGGGGCCACCCGGGGAGAAGGGUGAGCCGGGCAAGACCGGCCCUCCCGGGCUGCCGGGCGCGGGGGGCAGCGGCGCCAUCAGCACGGCCACCUAUACCACGGUGCCGCGCGUGGCCUUCUACGCCGGCCUCAAGAACCCUCACGAGGGUUACGAGGUGCUCAAGUUCGACGACGUGGUCACCAACCUAGGCAACAACUACGACGCGACCAGCGGCAAGUUUACAUGCAACAUUCCCGGCACCUACUUUUUCACCUACCACGUCCUCAUGCGCGGCGGCGACGGCACCAGUAUGUGGGCGGACCUCUGCAAGAACGGCCAGGUGCGGGCCAGCGCCAUUGCCCAGGACGCAGACCAGAACUACGACUACGCCAGCAACAGCGUCAUCCUGCACCUGGACGCGGGCGACGAGGUCUUCAUCAAGCUCGACGGAGGCAAAGCGCACGGCGGCAACAGCAACAAAUACAGCACAUUCUCCGGCUUCAUCAUCUACUCCGAUUGAGCUCCUUGCGACCCCUCCAUCCCCUAUCCUCCCGGAGGUCCCCUCCCGGCGGGGCAGAGGAUGACCCGUCCCCCUACCCACACCCCCUCGCUGCCCGCCACGGCCGCCGGCUUCUCCCGGCUAUGAUGCCCCCGGCCUGCCCUCACCACCGUCCGGGCUGCAGCUAGCCCUCCCACCGUCUCGCCGCAGAGCCGGGUCCAGCGCGCCCCGUCCCGGUUCCCCGGGAGGCGGUGUCGACCGCCCCCGCCCCAGCCCGCACUGUAUAUUUGUACAAUAGGAUUGUUUUUGCCCACCUGACCCACCAGCCCGCCCCAGCUGGGGGAGAGGUCUCGGCGGGGUCGCUCUCCGUGCUCGGAUGCACUGCCCACCCGCUCUGGGGUGGUGCUGCCUGGGGGAGCGGUGUAUUGGGGGCUGGAUGGCUUCCCAGCUACAGCCCUGGCCGGCUGCGCCUCGUCUGACCAAAGCUAUAAUAAAACACUUCCACCCCGC